AUUACCAAAAAAAAAAAAAAAAAAAGCCCAGCAGGAUCAGAAGAGGAAGAACUCCCAGAGUGGAAUAUGCAGGGAUAUUUUAGUUUAUCCUGAAGACUGGCUUUCUGACUGACCAGAAUGGGCAACACAGACAGCCAAUACAGUAGCUUCAUCAUUCCUGGCAAGUCCAAAACAUGUUCACUGAAGCUGCACUCCCCAAAGGACGACCUCCUUUCCCCUCACAGCUGGUGGAGGGGCACUGAGAGACCGGUUGGAUACAAAUCCCAGGGCCCAUCCAAAAAUGGCCUUUCCCACCACAAGAGCAACCAGCCCUAUAUCUCUGGCCAUUAUGACUAUGUCAAAGGUCCUGGCUCUCUUCCGAGAUUCUGUCCAGGUGAUGAGACUAUCCUACCUCAGGGAAAUGGCUGCUUUUCUAGGUGUGGGCCACAGGAGGGUGAAGGUAACGGUUUUAGAACUCCACGUUCUGGAACUCCACCGCCACUUGAAAACCGAAGCAGCCCAAAGGUGCUUUUUAGCCAAGAUGGGAGUUUGCGGGUUGAAUUCACCAAUGCUAGGCGAGAGCUGAAGGCCGAGAGUGAGGAGAUGGAUGGAGCACCCGCUGAAGUCACGCUGAGGGCUAGUAAAGGAAGCUCUUUGAGUUCAGAGGGUUCCUGGUACGACUCUCCUUGGGGGAAUGCAACAGAGCUCUGUGACAACGUCUUCACCACAAACCAGCAGGACAAUAACAGCAGCAGUGGCUACACCACGCUGUCCUCCACCCGAACAGAAGACAAUGGCUGCAACAGCUAUGCCACUGGCUUGGAGCUCCACCCAGGUGGCUACAAUGGAGGAUUUCUCUGUCAGCGAAGCAGUGCUGGCUACAACAGCAGUGGCUACAACACCUGCUCCUCUGGCCGCACAGAGGACAGCGGUCUUGGAGAAUCAGUGCUGCUUCAGCCUGAACAAAGGGAGUUUGGGACCAACUCUCCUCCACCUUCUCUUUCUGAUCUUUAUACCAAUCCCAGUCUGUCUGGACCAUUCCCUACAAACAGCACCCUCCCCCUUCCUCAGUUUCCCAACACCCCCCUCCUUGGCGCUUCCCUGGCCUCAGGUUUGGACGCAGGGGUUCGGGAGGAAAACUUGGACCCCAGCUGUUACACCUCACACACGCUGCCUUGCCGAAAGGGUGGAAAUGACCUCGUACCUGGGGGUAACGCCCGAAAGGACUCGCUCAAGAGCCGCAUCCGGAGGUUGAGUGACUGGACGGGCAGCUUGAGUCGGAAGAAGAGGAGGCUGCAGGAGCCCAGUACUUUAGAGAUCUCUGAAGCUUUCCCUGGUGGGUGUACUGACCUCUUGGUGGGAGACUCCUGCUCUCAGCUUACCACAGCACCCUGCUGGAAUCCCAUCUCCACACAGGCCCAGGCGAGUCCCUCUGGUUCUUCUGCCGUCGCCAGUCAGAACGGAGCAGCGCUCAGACAGAACAUCUAUGAGAACUUCAUGCAGGAGCUGGAGAUAGGUGGAAAUGGUGAGGCAAGGGCUUGGGAAGGUGAACAGGGAGAGAGCAGUAGCGGUUCUUUGGGUUCUCUGGAACAACUGGAUCUGCUCUUUGAGAAGGAACAGGGUGUGGUACGGCGAGCUGGUUGGCUAGCCUUCAAGCCCCUCAUCAGUAUCCACAAGGAACGCAAGCUGGAGCUGGUGAGCCGGCGCAAAUGGAGGCAGUACUGGGUUACACUCAAAGGCUGCAUGUUGCUGUUUUAUGAGACCUAUGGGAAAAGCUGUCAGGAACAAGAUCUAGCCCCGCGCUAUGCCCUGCUCGCUGAGGACAGCAUUGUUCAGGCCAUCCCUGAACACCCAAAGAAGGAAAACGUUUUCUGUUUGAGCAAUGCCUACGGAGAUGUCUUCCUCUUUCAGGCCGCCAACCAGCCGGACCUGGAGAACUGGGUGACGGCCAUCCAUUCAGCCAGCGCGUCUCACCUGGCCAAACGGCAGGGCAAAGAGGACACGCUGAAACUGCUGAAGAGUCAGAGCAGAUCCCUCCUGCAGAAGAUUGACAUGGACAGCAAAAUGAAGAAAAUGGCUGAGCUUCAGCUCUCUGUGGUCAGUGACCACAGGAACAGGAAGGCCAUUGAGAGCCAGAUCCAACAGUGGGAGCAGAAUUUGGAGAAGUUUAACAUGGAGUUAUUCCGCAUGCGCUGUUAUCUGGCUAGUUUGCAGGGUACAGAGUUGCCCAACCCUAAAAGUCUGCUGGCCACUGCCUCGCGCCCGUCUAAGGUGGCGCUCAGUCGCCUUGGCAUCUUUUCUGUUUCCUCUUUUCAUGCCCUGAUCUGCACUCGUGAUGAAGCCACUCUUCGGAGGCGUUCUCGCUCCCACUGUCGUGCGGCCCGGAAUAAGCGUGGACUCUUUUCCUCUCAAAAGGGCCUGGACAGUCUGACCAAACACAGCAGAGAAAAGAGACAGUCUGUAUCCCAGAUAUUUGAAGGGUAUUCCACUGGAACUCUUGGCCAUUCUCCCACACAAAGCAGCUCCGAGCAAAGGCUGGACAGCUUUGCCAAAUCCCACUCUGCUGCGCCCCCCGAAGGCCAUCCCUGGGAAUGCACCUGGGAGAACCUGGUGUAUGUGUGCAUGCCCGACAACCAAGUCGUCACAGUGCCCGUGAAAGCGGACUUCCUUGUAGCUGAUGUUCUCUCCAUGGCGUGUAAGGUCAAGCAGCUGGAGCCGGCGUUACAUGGCCUGCUGGUGAAGAGACAUUCAGGGCAAUGUGUGGAGGUCAGCAUGCCUGCAGCCACAGACCUGUUACGGGACUUGGUAUUUGAUGAACUGGAGGUUUGUCCGCUCAAUGUUUUCACCUUAAAUCUGUCCCGCGCUGACCCGGCCGCCGACUACGGUUUUGCUGUUACGGGUCAUGUGGACGGCCUGGGGAGAAGUCAUAUCUAUGUCAGUGAGGUGCACCCUGCAGGCGUGGCCUUCAGUGAGGGACUGAGAGCAGGAGAUGAGAUCCUGGUUCUGAAUGGGGCCAGCGUAGCCGCGCUUGAUCUGGGCCUGAUGCAAAGCUUCUUCACCCAGAACACGCUGCGACUGCUCCUCAGGCGAGACGACGCCACCGUCACAGAGGAGCAAGCCUCCACCUGGCCUGACUGUGACCUCAGCGAGCCCUGCCGCCCUCACCUGCCCCCCGGCCAUGCCCAGCUCAUAGAGCAGUUAUCCGCAGAUGUGUCUCAGAUCCCAGAUGGUUCAGAUGGUUCUGUGACAGCUGUCUCUGAGGAUUCAGACGUGCGCCCUGGUCACACAGCAGGGCCUGACCGGCACAGGAAGAGUGUGGAGACUGUGUGCUCGCUGUACCAAACAUACCCUGAGGGGCCCUCGCUCGUUCCAGAGGGCCACAGGAACCCGUACUCCUCAGAGCCCGCCCCCUCUAAGUCCUGCCCACGGCACCUGUCCGUCACGGAAAAGCUCCGCAAGGUCAUUCAGGAGCUGGUGGAUACAGAGAAGUCUUACGUCAAGGACCUGGGCUAUUUGUUUGAGAUUUACUUGAAGCCAUUACAGAGUGAGACUUUUCUCAGUCAAGAUGAGAUGGAGUGUCUGUUCGGCAGUCUGCCAGAGAUGCUGGACUUCCAGAGAGUGUUCCUACAAACGCUAGAAGAGAGGACAUCCUCAAUUUCAGAAUUCAGUACUCUGGACUCUCCAGAGCAACUCAAGAAGUUGCUUUUCUCACUGGGGGGAUCCUUCCUUUACUAUGCUGACCACUUCAAGCUGUAUAGUGGCUUCUGUGCCAACCAUAUCAAGGUGCAGAAAGUUCUAGAACGAGCCAAAACGGACCGAGCCUUCAAAGAGUUCCUGGAAGCAAAGAACCCCACAAAGCAGCAUUCGUCAACGCUGGAGUCUUACCUCAUCAAGCCAGUGCAGAGAGUUCUCAAAUACCCACUGUUACUACGUGAGCUUGUGUCUCUUACUGACUCAGAAAGCGAGGAGCACAGCCACCUCACAGAGGCCCUGAGAGCCAUGGAGAAGGUGGCCAGCCACAUUAACGAGAUGCAGAAGAUCUAUGAAGACUAUGGCACUGUCUUUGACCAGCUGGUGGCAGAGCAAAGUGGCACAAAGAAAGAGGUCACUGAGAUCUCAAUGGGAGAGUUUCUGCUCCACUGCUCAGCUCUCUGGCUUAACCCUCUGCCCUCACUGGGCCGCAUGAGGAAGGAUCCUGACCUCACCCUCUUCAUUUUUAAAAGAGCGCUGAUUCUGGUGUAUCGUGAGAGCAGUAAGAUGAAGAAGAGAAUGACUGCCUCACGCUCUACCUACUCUCAAGGAGACUUGGACCCUUUCAAAUUUCGCUGGCUCAUUCCUGCAUCAGCGCUACAGGUGCGGCUGGGAAAUUCGGCAGGAACUGAGAACCCUUGUGUGUGGGAACUGGUUCAUACCAAGUCAGAAGUGGAGGGCAGACCGGAGACAGUCUUCCAGCUCUGCAGCAGUAAUCUGGAGAGCAAGGCUAACGCAGUCAAGGCAAUCCGAUCGCUCUUGAGAGAGAACGCCCGGAAGACCGCCCCGGCCGAGACCAGGGCCUUCCGAGACCACCUCACCUUCCCUAGGAGGAGCCACCCGGCAGCGGUCCGAACCAGCUCCUGGGUACCACAGCAACCAUCCCACUCAAGUGAGCUAAGAUCAAGUCAGCCAGACCUAGCAGAGAGAAGAAUGGUCAGCAGUCUCAAAGACAACCACUUAGAGCCCCAACUCCCCAGUCAACAAUCUUCUGGAGCCCCUAGGAAAGAGAGCUCUUCUUUGGAUGAGAGAGCCAGGCUCUGCUCCCUGACUAGUGCGCUGGAGGCUCAACUUCAGAGGCUGAAUUUUGCUGAGGAGCCACUAGGAGGUCAUGGGAGGUCUAACAAUCUUGAGGAGGCACCUGGGGUGGAUCUCAAUGACUUGCUGGGCAGAGACUACAGUGUACAGAGCCUGUCGUCCGUCGUCAACGAGGACUGCUUCUACGACACAGUCGUUGGCAUACAGAAAGCUGCCAUCCCCACACUGUAGAGCAGUGACCCUCAUGCCAGUCUAUGAAUGUUCUAUAAGAAUUUAAUUUAGCCAACCACAUAAGCACAUAGUUAUACUUAACUCAUAAGCCAUGUUAACUACCU
Messenger RNA from Chanos chanos (milkfish), 5102 nucleotides. It is a transcript of the gene tiam2b, whose product is annotated as TIAM Rac1 associated GEF 2b. NCBI's taxonomy places the organism in Eukaryota, Metazoa, Chordata, Actinopteri, Gonorynchiformes, Chanidae. Bases 118 to 4998 code for a protein of 1626 amino acids. The record is from RefSeq and is a predicted model, not a curated record. Gene Ontology annotation, biological process: small GTPase-mediated signal transduction; activation of GTPase activity. The transcript has 25 exons. Gene Ontology annotation, molecular function: guanyl-nucleotide exchange factor activity; protein binding.